This is a messenger RNA of Rhincodon typus (whale shark), 1090 nucleotides long. Its product is annotated as myosin-9-like. The transcript has 6 exons. Bases 95 to 367 code for a protein of 90 amino acids. NCBI's taxonomy places the organism in Eukaryota, Metazoa, Chordata, Chondrichthyes, Orectolobiformes, Rhincodontidae. The record is from RefSeq and is a predicted model, not a curated record. Gene Ontology annotation, cellular component: myosin complex. Gene Ontology annotation, molecular function: cytoskeletal motor activity; ATP binding.
CAGGCUACAGGUUCAUAAGACUUACUCAGGUCUUUUCUGUGUGGUGAUCAAUCCAUACAAGAAUCUGCCUAUCUACACUGAGGAGAUUGUUGAGAUGUACAAGGGAAAAAAGCGGCAUGAAUUGCCACCUCACAUCUAUGCCAUUACAGACACUGCAUAUAGGAGCAUGUUACAAGAUCGUGAGGAUCAGUCAAUCCUGUGCACUGGAGAGUCAGGUGCUGGUAAGACAGAAAACACCAAGAAAGUGAUUCAGUACUUGGCUCAUGUUGCUUCAUCACACAAAUCUAGAAAGGAACAGCAGUCUACGGUGUUAGCAUACAGCUGUAGAGAUCUUCAGACCCCUCAACUGACACAUCUGGCAACUUGAGAUGGUGUAUGUGAAAUGCUGUUAGAUUUGAACCCUAAUACAUGCUAUUUGCAAAUUUUAUGGCAUUAUAUGCUUUCAGCUGUCCAAAUUUCAUGAGUCUAAAUUUAUUCCACUUUAAACAUCAAAUUAUAUCAAGAUUAGUUACAGCUCUACAUAGACUGAACAAUUUCCAUGCCUUGCUUCUCACCUGCCUAACUUAGCACUAAUGCUAGUGAAAGCUACUGACCUAUUCUAACAGUUAUAAAUGGUGAAAUUGAUCAUUAGUCAGUGUGUUCUUCAGUGCAUAUUUCAAAAAUAGUGUUAAGAAUGGCAUGGUUUAAAUUAAAGGGCUAUGUUUGUUUCUUACUAUGGUAACCUAUGUUGAAAACUCAAGUCAUUUUGCAAUCUUCCAUUUACCCACUUCAAUGGCACGUAAUGCUGUGCUUAGGGAAGUCAAGUGAAGACAAGGAUCUGAUUUCUGAUGCUACCAUGUUAUGAAGAGACUGGCAAGACUUUCCAUGGGAUUUAUCUUGACGUGGAUCAGGGCAAUCUUUUAAUAUCUAUCAAGCAAGUUGUAUAAUUUGUGUCCUACUUGUAGAAGUUUUUAAUGUGUACCACCAUUUUUCCUCCUCUUAAAUGGGAGCCUAAGACCGUCUGUGCAUCACAUUUUGUCACGUCUAAACUGGAUGCACCUGAGUUUUUCUGCUGGAUAAUUGAGAACUAAUUCUCUGGAGUCAAAUUAAA